AUGCCGCACGCCAUCGAUGAGUUCGAGCUCCAAGACCAGGCCGAUGAUGCUGAAAUCGCACGCCUUCUCAACGACGAGAAUCCGAGCAACAACAACCUGAACUUCGACCGAGAUCUGGAAGUAGGCGAGAAAGCCGCCGACGCCAUCGACUUUGAAGAUAUUAGCGACGAUGACUUGCCCGAAGACGAGACCGAUGUCAAGCCAAAGGUUGAAAGCUCGCUCGCCGAUGAUCUUAUGACUCAGCUUGAUGCAACAACCGAGCAAGACGAGAACCAUGACGACCUUUUCGGAUUCGAGGACGAUUUGUUUGGAGACGACAACGACGGCGACCAAGAUGCGAAGCCCGAUGUUCCACAGCUAUCCGACCAAGCCCAGAAUAAUGGCUUCGCCAACCCUCCGUCUGUCAGCCAUGGUGGUCUCGCUCUCCCCUCUAAGCCCACUAUCGCUCUGCCAGGGGCUUACACAUCUCUCGCUCUGCCCCAAGUAUCUGACGAUCUUAUCGAAGACGAUCAAAUGGAAGACGCGGUUGUUGUCGAGGAGCAGGACGACGAAGAGGAUGAGGACUGGCUACGGCAGAAAGCCCUNUUUGCGGCUAUGGAGCAAGAAAGAGUUGAGCGAAGCAGGAGAGGAGGAUUCUACGAACCGCCAACCGCUCCAGAGACGGAAAUGGAAGUCUUCUAUUCUAUCUGGCCAUCAUACGACCCAGAAGAGCGCCCGCGCUUUACCGAGUUGUUCCCUCCUAGAAGAGGUAUCUACGGGUGGAAGACCCCUGUCAAGCCUCCCAAGCCCGUACAACCCACUAAGCUCAGUAUUGAUCUUCAACAUGAUCAAGAGAAGAGCUUCAGGCUUUUGGGUGCCGCUACAAUGGGCAAACAUGCGAGAGAAGGACUCGGUGAACAGUUGGGUGUCGUUCGUGUCGAGGAUACUUCUACCAAGCAAGAAGACACCGAAGACGUUGUUGAUCUAGAUGAGAUCGACCCGAAUGAGCAGAUUGGUGGUGUAUCGUGGCAAGAUUUGACAGUGCUUUGUGAGGAUUGGGAUAUGACGAGUGCCGCACCCUCACCUGGCCACUACUCGCUUGUGGAUAGUGGUGUCGAUAUGGGACGAGAUUCACGCUCGCCACCCGCAGCGAAACGCAAGAUUCCUGGUUUCGACUUGGAAGAGCCGACCGCGAAAAAGCUCAAGGUUGUCGGGUUUGACCUCAAAGCUGCCGUCGCUAUAUCGCACACAUAUCCCUCUCUUGACGAGCCAGAGCGUGCAACUGCAUACAUUGCCAAGAGAGUUACCCUUGACAUGAAUGAUCCGGGUCUUUUGUUAGACGAGAAUGCUCCUGCCGCUCAACCUAAGAGGUUGCGUCAUGUUCCUGGCGACAUGCGUCGGGAAACAAGGACUGCCAUGGCUCGCGACAUGACCAAGAGAUACAACAUCUCCAACGACGAAGCAUAUGAACUCCUCAAAGAGAACCACCAGCACAAGGUCCGCAGCACACUCGGCAGUAUGGCUGUCGAACACAGUCUGCCAGCGACCAAGCUGCAGUUCCCCUUCUACAGAGUCAGUCUGGACGACAAGCAGAAACGAGCAUUUCAUCGUCCUUUGUUCUCAGGCGAGAGACCCAACAGAACCAUCACGUUUAGCAAACCCAAGAAACUCAAGAGGAAAGAGAUGCGUGGCAAGGAUGUCGCAACCCUCUUUGCAAAAUCCGAAGACUUGUCUAUGGCCGACAACUCGAGUGCGCUGCUUCUUGAAUACUCUGAAGAACACCCUGUCAUGCUCUCCAACUUUGGUAUGGGUAAUCGUCUCAUUAACUACUACAGAAGGAAAGAUGCCGAAGAUUCUUCCAGACCCAAGGAAGAGAUCGGUGAAACACAAGUUCUCUUACCUCAAGAUCGCAGUCCAUUCGCAAACUUCGGCCAAGUCGAUCCUGGAGAAAUGGUACCUACCAUACACAACGGUCUAUACAGGGCGCCUGUCUUUCGCCAUGAAGGAAAAUCGAACGACUUCCUUGUCAUUUGCAAUGAAACACACAAGAAUGGCAAGAAGUAUUAUAUGCGCAACAUAGAGAAUUUGUAUGCUGUUGGUCAGCAAUUCCCCUCUGUGGAAGUCCCUGGCGAGCACUCCAGAAAGGUCACAGAUGCGGCCAAGCGUCGUCUCCGUGCAAUAUCUUAUCGUGUGUUCAAAAAGAGCAUCGAUCCCGCUAUCAGNGGUCAGCCCCUUACCAACGAAGUUGUCAAAGCUCAUCUGCCUGGCAGUGACGUCGGUCAAAACCGUGGUAAAAUGCGUGAGUUCAUGCAAUACGACAAGAACAACCAGCUUUGGCAUCUCAAGGCAGGCGACUCUGUUCCUGACUCAGAGACUCUUCGUGGAUGGAUCAAGCCCGAGGACAUAUGUGUUCUUGACUCGAUGCAAGUCGGUGUGCAGUACCUCAAAGAUCUCGGACUCAAGAAAGAGGAUGACGAAAACGAGGAGGACGAUGCUAAAGAAGGCACGAAUGUCGAGCUCAAGCUUGCACCAUGGAACACAACCAAGAACUUUCUCAAUGCCUGCCAAGGCAAAGCGAUGCUCCAAUUGCAUGGCGAAGGCGAUCCAUCUGGCAGAGGUGAAGCAUUCAGUUUCAUCAAGACUUCUAUGAAAGGUGGGUUCAGAGCACAAGGCGAGAGUAUUGAAGAACGACUCGAUGCCAAGCGACUCAAGGAAAAUGGAGGUCACAGCUACAAUGUAGCCAAGCAGCAAAGAGCUUAUGAUGAAUCGAUUCGUCGCAUAUGGAAGUCCCAGCACGAAAGUCUUUCGUCACAUCUGGAGAACUCAGAGGGCGAAGCCGACGUUGACGACGAGCCCGAGCCAGCACAAAGUUUCAGAGCCGGCACACCUCGAUCCUCUAUCGGAACAUCUGUCUAUGGCAACAACAGGAGGGACGACGAGUCCGCAAGUCAGUUCAGUCGCAACAGUAUGAGUCAGAACAACAAGUUCAUGACGAUCAAGAGAAGUGUGCGCGACAAGUAUGGCAACGUGGAAGAGCAGAUAGAGACUAUCACCAACCCAAGGGUCAUCGCAGCCUACAAAAAGCGCAAGCUGCUGGCACGAAGCCAAGCGAUCGAGUACGUUUUUUGUUCUAUCAAGNNCAUCAUGAACACCAAAGCAACCGGCGACGAAGAUUUCGACGCACUGCAAAAGCAACUGUAUCGUAACCCAUAUAUCCUUAACUAUCUUUCGCUAACAAAUUACACAGUNAUGCAGGCAGAGAUUGAGCGUCUCCAGCGCAACAUCGGCCGCAGACAAGCUCGUGAACGCGCAAAGGGUAUUGGCAGUGCCGCAUCGCCUUCUGCUGCUGCAUCGCCCGGAGGUGACGGUGCCGAUGGUGCCGACGCUGCGACCCCUGCACCAACCGGUAAAGGCAAGGGCCGAUCGAAGAAGAAUACUGAAGGCACAGCUCGCAAGUGUGCCAACUGUGGUCAAGUGGGCCACAUCAAGACCAACAAAAAGUCAGCAAGUGAUCUCUUUUGCUCCGAUUCCUGCAAGAAAGAAGCGGCAAAGAAAAAGUCCUCGCCUGCAAUGACUGUCCAGGUAAGCAGUCAGAGGGGCAGGAAGAGAAAGCAGACAAGCAAUGAUUCUCCUUCCGCCCCCAAGGCGAACGACUGGCUCUUUGUCGACUCGGCUCAGCUUUGCCCGAUGCUCAACGGUACGAUGAAGCAGGAAGAUAUGGCCGUGACAGGCUUUGGCGGUGGGCCCGGACCGGGUGCCGCUGGUGCUGGACCAGGCGGCGAAACCUCAUCCUUCGGUGCUCUACCCGCCUAA
Aureobasidium vineae is the source of this 3792-nucleotide messenger RNA. NCBI's taxonomy places the organism in Eukaryota, Fungi, Ascomycota, Dothideomycetes, Dothideales, Saccotheciaceae. The record is from the annotation of a GenBank genome assembly.